CCUUUGCCUUCAAUUCUGCGAUUUCCUCGCUUCAUCUUCCACCAGGCGUCUGACUAAGAGAUGGCUGCCAGCACCGCAGCCACGACUCUCCUGCCUCCAGUGAAGAGCGUGGUGGUCUACAGGAAUGGAGACCCCUUCUACAGUGGACGGAGGUUCGUGGUCAACCAGCGGCAGGUGGCCACCAUGGAGGCCUUUCUUAGUGAGGUGACCCAGAGCAUCGGGGCUCCGCUCGCCGUCAGGACUCUGUACACCCCGAGGCAGGGCCACAGGGUCACAGACCUGCAGGACCUUCAGACAGGAGCCCAGUAUGUUGCUGCUGGCUUUGAAAGGUUCAAGAAACUGGAUUACCUGAAUGCAAGAACAAAAAAGCAACCUGCUGCCCGUGAAGAAACCCAGGUCAAAGUGACCCAGAGGCCAAAUGUUUCAGCGAAGUGGAGGAAGUUUAUACCUGUACCUUGCAUUAUACAUGUUUUCCGUAAUGGAGACCUCCUAUGUCCACCCUUCCGGUUCAUCAUACCUCGGAGCAUGCAGCAGGACCUGGAGCAGAUACUGAGUCUGGUCACAGAGAAGGUCAGCUUACGAACUGGAGCCGUGCGCAGGUUGUGCUCUUUGGAUGGAGCGACUGUGGCCUCAGCUGCGGAGCUGGAAACUGGCCACUGCUAUGUUGCCGUGGGAACCGAGAGGUUCAAGAAACUUCCAUACGUGGAGCUGCUGGUUUCAAAAGCUACUGAGAGAUAUUAUCCAGGAAAGAGAAGGUUGCUAAGGAGACACGAGAACAGGAAAGCUGGAAGCGGUCCAGAGGACCAGUGCAGUGACUCAGCCCUCCUCGACUCCCCAGAGUCGGAUGGUCGGAGGGUGAAAUCGACAGGAGAUGAAGCUGCAGCUCCAGCAGCCGCACAGCAGAGGAGCAGGAGAGAGGGAGCAGAGGAGACCUCUGCGUUCUUUGCCAGGCCAGUCAAGAUCCGCAACUACAGAGGAAGGCCAAGACCGCCACUCAGCAAUGGAUCAGUCCAGCCCAGUGUGUUUAAAAGAGCAGCACGGAAGAGAAGAGAGGAGGUACGAGGGGCUGAGGAGGUGCACGAGGAUGAAAACACAGUGACGGAGCUUCCUGUUGACCAGAGAGCUGCAGAAAUAGUGGAGGAUGAAGAACUAGGCAACCAAAACAAUCCUCUGCACAACACACAGCAGAUACAAAUGAUAACGAGUGAGCAGCACAAUGAGACUGAACACCUACACAACCACAGCGAAAAGCAGCAGGCUCAGUUGUCUGAUGGUGUGAAACAGACAGAAGGAUCUGCCAGGACUGAGGAGUCUGCUGCUGAAAUACUGGAGCCUGAGCUGAAGCAGACAUCUUUAAAGUCGAAACCUUUUUCGUCCACCUCACAGGAAAAGAACAUGGAAGAAAAGGAGAGCCCACAGGACGCCCCUUCAAUUACAGCAGAACAGAACCAUCAUCAGCUGAACUGUGAAUGACGAGCAGGAGAUUCAUCACAGAGGUUUCACAACAGCCACAGGCGUAGCAGAUGACCCAGCAACUGCUGCUAUAAUGACCUACUGUGUGUGGCUAAAUGAAUGUUUGAUUAAACUGGUAGUUAUGGAUGGAUUAAUGGACGGGCCUACCGGGCACAGGCCCAAGGGCACCCUUCAUCUGCAAAAUGUCACUCAAAUUACAGACCAGGAAGAUAAGCAACAUGACUGCAAAGAGAUGCAAAACAGCUACAAAGAGAUUCAAAAUGACUACAAAGAGAGUGAAAAUGACCUCAAAGAGAUUCAAAACUGACUACAAUGUGAUGCAAAACUUCUACCAGGAGACACAAAAAGACAACAGAGACACAAAGUAACUAAAAAGACUUGUAAAACAACUACAAUGAGAUUCAAAAUGACUAGAAAGAGACAAAAUUAACACAAGAAGACA
This is a messenger RNA of Plectropomus leopardus (leopard coralgrouper), 1915 nucleotides long. It is a transcript of the gene dcdc2b, whose product is annotated as doublecortin domain containing 2B. Gene Ontology annotation, biological process: intracellular signal transduction. The record is from RefSeq and is a predicted model, not a curated record. NCBI's taxonomy places the organism in Eukaryota, Metazoa, Chordata, Actinopteri, Perciformes, Serranidae. Gene Ontology annotation, cellular component: microtubule; microtubule organizing center.